AUACCAACAUGAACCAUUAAUGACAUCAUCAUAAAUUAUAACAGUAAAAUAAAAAGGCAUACAGACAGUCUCCAAUCCAAGCCCAGCGAUCCUUCUCCCUCCAUUGCAGCGUCUGCUUCUUCGCAGAUGCCAAACCCUAAACCCAAACUCUCCUCUCCCCAACCACAACCACAAUGUCGUCGUCGUCGUCGUCUCUCCCCAAAACCCCAUCCUCUCCCCCCUCUCCGCCUCCCUUAGACAGCUCCGACGCCGACCGCCGCCUCCGAGAGGCCGAGGACCGCCUCCGCGAUGCCAUCGAGGAGCUCCAGCGCCGCCAGCGCUCCGCCGCAGCUCGUGGGCCCCAGCACCUCCCGCCUUGCGACCACGCCAGCGACGAGUCGUGUAUCGCCCACGCCAUUGGCAAUCUCUGCCAGAGCUUUCUCUUGUCGUAUGGCGUACGAGUCGGAAUUGGCAUCCUUCUUCGCGCUUUCAAGCUCGCCCGCAGACAGUCGUACUCUUCGCUCCUCGAUCUCAAGCAACUAGUCUCAGAAAAAGAUCUCAUUGUAAGAGAAGAAGCAUGCCGAAUCGGUUUAUUUUUUGGUGGCUUUAGUGGUUCUUAUCAUGCUCUUAGAUGCUUGUUGAGAAAGUGGAGAAAGAAAGAGACACCAUUGAAUGCAAUUUUAGCAGGUUCAGUUGCUGGUUUGUCUAUUUUAGCGUUAAAUGACUCAAACCGAAGGCGCACACUUUCUAUGUACUUAUUGGCCAGGCUAGCCCAGUGUGCUUAUAAUUCUGCGAAGUCUAAGAACAAGUUUCACUUUUGGGGAAGCCAUUGGAGGCAUGGGGAUUCUCUACUUUUUUCAAUUGCAUGUGCACAGGUUAUGUAUGCUUUUGUAAUGCGUCCUGAGAGCUUGCCAAAAUCUUAUCAAGAAUUUAUCCAGAAAACUGGGCCAGUUGCACAGCCUGUGUACAAGGCUAUAAGGGAAUGUUGUAGAGGUUACCCUGUGGAUAUUGCCUCACUAUCUGAUUAUUUGUCUGAGAGAACGAAAUCUGACUCUAUAAAGUUGGAAGAGUAUCCAUCCAUAUUUCCUUGUUCUGUUAUUCAUCCAGACGCAAAUUCUUGUUUAGCUCACAAUGCAAUUGCAACAUCAGCUACCUUUAGGAAAACGUUUCCACUUUACUUCUCUUUGACAUUUGUACCAUUCGUUGUUCUCCGCCUGCAGAAGUUCAUGGAGGCCCCUGCUCGUACCUUUUUGGUUGCUCUUAAAGAUGCUGUUCGCUCAACAACAUUUUUGUCUGCUUUCGUUGGGAUCUUUCAGGGUGUCAUAUGUUUGCAUAGAAAAGUUGCAUCAAAGGACCACAAGCUUCUAUAUUGGAUUGCUGGUGGAAUAUCUGCUCUUUCUGUUUUACUGGAGAAAAAGGCUAGACGUGGUGAACUUGCUCUUUAUGUUCUUCCGCGAGCAGGAGAUUCUUUGUGGUAUAUCUUAGUAAAUCGCCACCUGCUUCCAGAUAUUAAAAAUGCUGAGGUGUUUUUGUUUUGUUUAUCUAUGGGAGGAAUCAUGUACUACUUGGAACAUGAGCCAGACACUAUGGCUCCAUUUCUCAGGGGUCUGAUCCGUCGGUUCCUUGCUAGCAGAAUAAGCAACCCUGUCUCUGCGUCCAAUAGGAGUUCCUCCUACACAUAUUUGCAGAGUCUUGAUGCCAUGAAGAAGCCGAAGCCCUUAGAUAGUCGUCGUACUGAAUCACCUUCCGAGAAGUAUAAUCUUGAAUCAAUACCGGGGCUGUGAAGGGUUGAGGUGGAGACUCUCCUGCUCCCAAUUUUUUUUUCCUGGGAGUUUCAAUAAAUAAUAUGUAUUGGGACUCGACAAUGUUAAAAUUUUCUCUUGUUAGCUUUACAAAGGAAAAAAAAGAAGCAAGUAUUUCAUUUUUUGUCUCAUUUUCUGUAUGGUUUUUUGUAUAGAGUUGAAGUUGUGCAUUGAUGUACUUGAUUUUGAAGACAAGAACUACAAUGGAAGGCAGUUGCCAAUUUUUUUUAUAGCAGAUA
This is a messenger RNA of Prunus avium (sweet cherry), 2020 nucleotides long. Its product is annotated as Mitochondrial import inner membrane translocase subunit Tim17/Tim22/Tim23 family protein. The record is from RefSeq and is a predicted model, not a curated record. Lineage: Eukaryota; Viridiplantae; Streptophyta; Magnoliopsida; Rosales; Rosaceae.